Pyricularia oryzae 70-15 is the source of this 2902-nucleotide messenger RNA. RefSeq lists its product as uncharacterized. The transcript has a single exon. NCBI's taxonomy places the organism in Eukaryota, Fungi, Ascomycota, Sordariomycetes, Magnaporthales, Pyriculariaceae. The record is from RefSeq and is a predicted model, not a curated record. The coding region runs from base 581 to 2560 and encodes 659 amino acids.
GGGAAACGUAUUCCUUUGUAUCAACAAUUCGGCACUCUUGUCUACCUAUCGACCUAUCUGGACUGCCUGGGUUGAAUAGCCAUACAUAUCUGGACUCUGUUAUUGGUUCUGAUUCCACUAUCGGCCGACAAUACAAUCUCGCAAAGGCUGAACGCCUCGUUCGAUAAUCGCCCUCAAUACGAACCAUUGUAACUAACGGCUACUGUCCCUCAAUUACCGUCCCGUGGCACCCGCGCGGAUCUGUCCAACAAACGAAGCCAAACCCAACUUCGGGCCUGAGCUUUGAGCUCUUUCUCUGCAAACAGAAGCAAUAGUAACAUUUUUGCUUUAUUCGUCGGGGACCGCUCCCACAGCAGACAGUGACUUCGAGAGACGUUGAGGAUACCUGUUGUGUCAGAUUAUCUCGUUCCCAGUCGAAACUCUAAAACCAAGCCCCAUCUAACGACAUCCCACAUGCGUCGACGGUUACUAUUGACGAUCUGAUGCGCACGUGCUGGCCACGACCAAGCACGCUCCGCGCAGGGGUGGACAAGGCCGGCCUCUGACUGUGACGGAUUAUUUACAAGGAACAUCGACAACCAUGGCCUCUUCAGGUCUUCUCCCAAUCCCUUCAGCUGGUUCUGACUCGUCCAAUCGUCCCCGGAACAGACGGGUUGCCAGUUCCGGCCUCGACGGCAACGCCCCUACCACAGCGACAUCUACAUCAUUGUUGUCCGCCGGCUCAACUAGCUCGCCCGCCAGCCGUCGUGCGAGUCCUGGAGGCCUGAGGUCGCGGGCGAAUUCAGGGGGUAGAAGUCGCGAAUCUCUCAACUCGUCGCCAGCGAGGCGUCGAGAGGCCUACAGUAUAAAUGGGGAUUAUUCGAAAGCCUCGCUAGGGAAGGGCUUGUUUGAUGGGAGCUGGGCUCCAAGUUGGGCAUCAGUCCAGGGGCUUGCGUCAUCCCUUCUUUCGGGAGACGUUGGUGAUUCCGAUCGUUCGACGAGCCGAAAUGCCAGUCAAAGCCGGCGGUCAGUUUCUGCGCUCGAGCGAGAACGUACCCCCCCCGUGUCCGAGUCGUGGGGGCCGACGCCUCCGUCUAAACAGAGACCGCGACUAGAGGACGUGGCGGCCGGCAGUCUGGCUGAGCGAGAGGCAGCGCUGAGGGCUGUGCGGACCGCGAGUGUAUUAGAGAGCCACGAGGGUGUGAACGGUGGACUGGAUAUCACCAGAAGAUAUAAGAAACGGUCUUCAGACGAGGACUUGAGAGGCUCGGCAAGGUCACAGGAACCAGAAGAGUACCUUGCUUACAUUCACCAUGUCCAAAAGGACGACACGUACGCCGGUAUUGUCCUGAAGUAUCGAUGCAGAGAGGAUGCUUUUCGAAAAUCCAAUGGAUUAUGGUCGCGAGACAACAUAACAAUUCGCAAAUACCUAGUCAUACCGGUGGAUACCUGCGAGAUCAAAGGCCGCGCAUGCGACCCGCCAUCCUACUACUCAAAGGACGUCGACCUACUAGCGCCGACCCCUGCAACAGCUUCCGAAGACAAGAACGAAAGCACUCACGACGACUUCUUUGCGCCCCGGUCAAAUGGAAAGGCUCCAGAUCCACCACCCCAACCGGAUGAGACCCAUCCUUGGACUCACGUCAGGUGGGUGUCGCUGGAAUCGUUUUCACAGCCAGUGGAGAUUGCAAGAGUUUCCAGGAGGCAUACCGGCUACUUCCCACCACGUAGGAAGAAGAGUCAGCACACACUGUCGACGCUUUCCACGCCCAGAGAGUCCCUUGAUAUGAGCGGCAUUGGAUCCAAUGGGCAAAUUGACAGCCCCAAUAGCACUUCUUCCCGAAGACCAAGCAUCAUGUCGUCAGGAAGGCCGCCCGCACACGCAUGUAGUGCCUCUGUGCCUUCGGGGUCUACUCCCCGCAGCCGUGGAGGAAGCGUGGGCCCAGACGAUCCGCGACCAGCUUGGAUGAGGCGGCCGGGAGGUAUUGGGUCUUUGGGCAAACAACGUGCCCCAGGACCGGACAAAGACUACUUCAAUUCUUUUGCACGGAAACACUUCCCUGGUAUCAACAUUGACUCAAUGCCGUCGAUGUCGGUAAUGGGCUCUGAAACUGCACGUUUCGGCUUCACAAGUAACAACACCGGCAACUCAGCGGCUGGAAUAGUGGAGAGCCCGUUCAAAGAUGGUGAUGAUGUAGAAGCGAUAUCCAGACAAGGCACAGGCCUAGACAAAGCAGCAGCAGCAGUGGAAAUGUGGUUGCGCGGUGCAUUCGCCAAGCGCCCGCCGGGGACUCCGAAUUUUGGUGCCCGUAGGGCAACGUCGCAGCCUGGCCAGCACGAGGAUGGAAUUAGUGACUUGAUAGAGCUUGAGGACACCAACAGCGAAGACGGAAGGUCAUUCGGAGGGCCCUUGCUCGGCGGUGGUGGUGGAGACAGCCGCAUGCCCGCUACUAAUCAAAUGGUUAUGCCAGGCUCGUCCACUGCCGCCGGAAGCUCUGGAUGGAGUGGGGCAGAUGGUGCUACGCUUCGUGGCAAACCUAGAGGAAGUGUGGUUGUUGGUAAGGGCAAGAGGUCCGAGUGAAAUGAUAUGAAGACAUGUCAUCUCGGACACUGUGAGGCCCAGAACGUUAUAAAUGCAAAUGGGAACCACGCAGAGCAUGAAUCGGCGUUUUCUGUUGCACCCUUUAUUUUUCCUUUGCUUUUUUCUUUUCUUUUUACUUCUUCUUGGAUAGGAUCUGUAUAUACAGUGGGGUAUUUUGGCUUCUUCAGGUUUCAGCGUUUGCACAAGAUAAAUUUGGAUUUCUAAGCUGGCGUUGUCGACAGGUGCUGGUAUCCUCACCACAUGUUUUGUUCUUGCGGAUGACUGAAUUAUAGAAACAACAUCGAUAUGAAAAUCAUCACAGCACAGGUUUCAACAUACAGA